Messenger RNA from Thlaspi arvense, 417 nucleotides. The record is from the annotation of a GenBank genome assembly. Lineage: Eukaryota; Viridiplantae; Streptophyta; Magnoliopsida; Brassicales; Brassicaceae.
AUGCAAACAAUACACGACGACAUGGAGGUUUGUUCAACAGUCACCACGAGGAAGCUCUCGAGCCUGGCGAAGCUAAUCCUCUUUACCAUCCAGAAAGUCUCAGACGCCUCACGCCACAAACUCCUCACAACCCUCGAUCCGCAACUGCUAGCGAAACGUGGCAAGAUCCUACGCAACGGGUCCCGCAAACCGCUUAUCAACAAGCGCCAGCGGCAAGCGUACAUCCGGUACAACACGCUGCCUAAGGUCCGAGAUUCCGUCUGGGACCGACACGUGGCAGCGGCCGUGUUUCCGGACGUAGCUAGCAGCGCGGGAACCAUGGAUAGCUGCCACGUGGACAGAGCCGCGGAGGAGUUUAUACAGAGGUUCCAUAGACAGCUGAGGUUGCAGAGGUGGAUGAUGGCUCAGGAGGUUUAA